Molecule: messenger RNA, 954 nt
Organism: Mesorhabditis spiculigera
Lineage: Eukaryota; Metazoa; Nematoda; Chromadorea; Rhabditida; Rhabditidae
Source: the annotation of a GenBank genome assembly
AUGCGAUUUUCGAAAAAGAUGUGGGCACAGGUACGAGAAGAAAACCCGGAAUCGCAACUGUGGGACAUCGGAAGGGUGAUUGGGCAGUUGUGGCGCGAGACGCCAGACAGCGAAAAAUCGGUUUUCCAGGCCGAAUACGAUGCAGACAAGAUAGAAUACGAAAAAGCCAUGAAGAAUUACCAAAGCUCACCCGCCUACCAGCAGUAUGUACAACAACGAAAUCGGCAAAAACAAACCGAAAAGGCGCAAACGUCACGAAAUCGUACAAUGGACAAUGGUGGUGUUGUCAUUCAGCCUGUCGACGAGGAUGAGGCUGUUAAUGAAUUUUCGCUUAGAAAGUUCCAUCAUCAAAGAUAUGAAAAGAACCAGAGGAUGAUGGCUGAUCUUUUCAGUCCCUAUUCUGUGCAAGAUACGCGAAUGAUCGUUAGUCAAAGUCGUAUUGAUAUGUUGAGGAAACAGGCGCAAUCCCUGGCUGCCCAUCAAACAAAGCUAGAAGACGAGCUGAAAAAGCUGGAUGAAAGCUUUGCGGAAAAGAAGAAGAGCAUACAAACCGGACGGAUAGCAUUUAAUGAACAAAUGGAAAAGGCAGCCAAGGAAAAGCCAUCGCUAGAUGAGGCGAACUUCCAAGAAUUGUUGGUCAGCUGGGAAAAGAAGCUGCUGGAUGCAUACGCUGUGUAUCAGAAGCAAAUUGAUGACCAGACUGCCAAACAAGAUGCGGAGCGCGAGAAAAGUACAUUGUUUGCGAUGGUAGCUGCAAAUGAUGAUGAAAAGCCGGAAGAAACCAACGGCAACCCAGAAAACACAGCAGCAUCCGAAGAUCCCCAGGGAAUGACCGGGAACCAAGCCGAAGCUAUGGAUACCACCAAUUCCAAAGAAACUUCCCAAACCCCAGACACCUCCAACGAUCAAGUCUCCUCUACCACCUCCGAUGUUACCUCAACCACCACCGAGAAU